Molecule: messenger RNA, 3002 nt
Organism: Myotis lucifugus (little brown bat)
Lineage: Eukaryota; Metazoa; Chordata; Mammalia; Chiroptera; Vespertilionidae
Product: protein CutA homolog
Exons: 5
Coding region: 405-812 (135 amino acids)
Biological process (GO): response to metal ion
Molecular function (GO): copper ion binding
Source: RefSeq, a predicted model, not a curated record
UUCGUGGUUGCGGGGUCGCAGAGCGGCGUCCUCUCAGGCGCUGCUCAAUUGGCCGUGCGGUCAUAAGUUUCCCGGCGGCUGGCGUAGUUCCCACGGAGCGCGGAGGUGCCACAAAUGCCUGGCCAGCGGGGUAGUGAGCGUGAGAACCAACUGAAGGUUAAGCGAUCUCGCGAGCCGCCUCCCGGCUCUCAAAUCACGCUCUCGGCACCGGCUAGGGCGGGCGUGGGAGUGGCCCCUGUGACCUGGGCAGCAAAUGAGGCUACCCCAGGCGGAGCGGAGGCGAUGGGCCUCAUCUCGGGUUAGAGGAGGCGGAGAGCCAUGCCUCUGGAAGACACGAUGAAAAGUUUCUAGAGUAGACGUUGAAAGAAGGCGUAACGCCGACGUGGGGCGCUUUUGGGGCGUCAAUGAGUCAACGAUGCUCACUCACUAUUGAGAAAAACAAGAAGGCCAUCACGGAGUGUUUCGCCCCUCUUCUCUACUGCACUCCCCGGGAUGUAAACAUCAAGAAGAUGGAGACCGAGUUAACCUUUUGGGUCAAGGACGGGCUCAGAUGGGCUAUACUGGAUAAGAAGCUGGCUGCCUCUGUGAACAUCCUGCCCAAGGCAUCCUCAUUGUACUUUUGGAAUGGAGAAAUAGAAGAAGCCACUGAGAUCCUGUUGUUAAUAAAGACAAAGACUUCCAAGGUCCGCAUGCUGUCCAGCUAUGUCAGGUUGGUGCAUCCUUUCGAGAUCCCAGAGGUCUUCAGUGUUCCUAUGGACCAAGGAGAUGUGCACUAUUUGAAGUGGCUGGAGGAGGGCAUGGAGGAGGACUGAGGGGGGCGGCCUUCUGUGGAUCCUGCUGGCUGCCGCUAGUCUUCAUCAGCUGCACUCUGGGGAAAGGAGGCCUCUUUCUGCCUCCCAGCAUCUCUGGAUUCCUUGUUUUUGUCAGCACAGAGGAGCUAAGUAACUUGUAGAGGAUGAAGGGCCGAGGCUCCUGAGGCUAUAAGAGGACGCUGGGCCAAUCGGGCCACGCAAGAACCCAGUGGAGCGUGUCUCUGAGUGCUUCCUGCUUACAGGUGGCCAAGGUGAGGGCAAGGAGGGUGUGUGGGGGACAAGGGGAGGUGGCAGUGAGGGUGAGGUUUGUCAUCGGCAGCAGUCACUGGGCCACCUCAAGUGUCGGGUGGAAUUACUCUCCUGGUUUUCAGAAGGAGAAAUAGACCUGGUGAUCUGUUUACCUAGAAGUGUGUGGGUUGAAGGUCACCUUCUGGAGGAACUGGCAAGCACUUUAUUCAAAAGGAUGGAUUGUGAAUGGCGCAAUUUCAGGGACAAGCAAGAUUAUUUCUCCUAGCUAAGGGGGGCACUUGUUAUUCCUGAGUCCUGAGUAGUGGGUCCGGGAAUGGGCUUCAGGAGUGUGUGUAGGACCGGGGAGAUAUUAGCACUUAGAUACAGCUCAUGGGUUGGGAAUACGUCUUGACCUUCCUAGCCUGAAUGUGACCGGCAUCAGAAGGUUCUGGUGCCUUGCUCAGUGGAGACAGGCUGGCUCAGUGAAGCAUUGAAACUGAGCAUCCUAAAGCAGAAAGAACCCUGGGGAACCUCCAGACCAGUGUUUCUCAGACUUGCCCACAGAGCCCAGAGGUUGACAGAGGUAUGGGGAUUGCCUGCCCUUCUCCACCACCUUCAGCCAGUGCAACAGAACUGUUUAUUUUAAUGUAUUGAGCUCGCAUGAGAUUUGUGGAGCUUUUAAAAAAGUUUUCGUCAAAAGUUAUAAACCAGUGAUUUAAGCCCGUCUCCACUUUAUAGGUUAAGUAGAGGAAAUUGAACUGCACGGAGGUCCAGAAAGGGAGUGGCGUGCUGUUACUAACGGGACAGCCAGGCUGCCUACCCUGUGUCUGGUGCGCUCCUAUCCCUGCUCCUUCCCAGGUGGAAGAGGGCAUGGAAGGCCGAACCCCCAACUCUGAUUCUAAACUUGAUGCUGUUUACUGCCUCUUCCGAAGAGGUUGGAUAAUAUCCCUUUCAGAGAGCCUGCUGCAGCCUAUUCUAAAGGAAGAUUUUUUAGUUCUUCAUCUAUGUGGUAAGUGGGUCUGGCACUUAAAAACAUAUUGCAUUGCCUAAUUCUACCCACUGAUCUGGAGGUAGGUGAUACUAUCUUUAUUCUGUACAUAAGAGGAUAGAUUUAGAGUUCACUGAUUUUUAGGGUCUGCAUGACUCCACCUUGCAUGGUUUGGGCUCUACCACAGUCCUCCCCAAACGGUGCUGUGGAGCUGGGGCCGGGACCUAGACCAAUGUUUCCACGUGGGAUGCCUUCCCAGCAUUUCUCAGGACAUGAACGUGUUUUGAAUCAGGAAUCUCCAGAAAAAUCAGUUCAGGAAAUGAGAAAAAAUCUUAAAAUUAUCUGUGAAUACGGAAGCUUAAAAGCAUAGAGACAUUACUGGUUUGAAGGAAUCCAUCAAAUAAAAAUAUAAGAGCAAGAAACGCCAGCAAGCGGAGCCGAAGGUUAGGAGAAGCAGGGCAGGAGCAUGUCGGAGAGAGAUGGCUACUGUCUAAUGAGUCUUGCUUGUGAUUGUUGUGUCAUAAGUGUUGCAAAUAAAAUACGUUUAUACAAAGUAUACUUUAUACAAAUUCUAUGAGCAGUGUGCCAAGUUAAAAGCUUUCAAAGCAAAAUAAAUUCUUACUUUAGCAUUUUUGACACGUGAUUCUUAUACUGUUCACCUUGCCAGGAUAUUUGAAUGUUACAUGAUUUGAAAACUAUUCAGUAAUGUCCCCUGGUUCCGGGGUUUAAAUAUUCUCUCUAGGCUCCAGUUCUUUGUAAAUACAACUAAGCUUGAUAUUCUUAUUUGUUAAACAUUUUUUUUCCAGAUAUUGAUAACAAUAAGGAAAGAGUAUAAAGAAUGAAGUAUUGCCCUAACCGGUUUGGCUCAGUGGAUAGAGCGUCAGCCUGUGGACUGAAAGGUCCCAGGUUCGAUUCCAGUCAAGGGCAUGUACCUUGGUUGCGGGCAUAUCCCCAGUGGGAGGUGUGCAGGAGGC